Molecule: messenger RNA, 1262 nt
Organism: Gaeumannomyces tritici R3-111a-1
Lineage: Eukaryota; Fungi; Ascomycota; Sordariomycetes; Magnaporthales; Magnaporthaceae
Exons: 1
Coding region: 1-1128 (375 amino acids)
Source: RefSeq, a predicted model, not a curated record
AUGUGGGCAACCCCGGCUGUCUGGAGUCUGGCUUUCGCGGCCGUCGUGUCGGCGGCGGCGUACCACGUCCCCCGCGGCGACGGAAAAUGCAACAAAGACAACUGCCUCCGGGCGCUGGAGAACAAACAACACGGGGCCAGCGUAAACAGCUUUUGCGCUUCGCUCCUAUCCACCACGGCGCCUGCCACCGCGACCAGCGCCAUCCUUACAUAUCUGGCAAACUGCGGGACGACAUCUCGGGUCUCGCGGCUCUCGAGUGCCUGCUCCUGCUUCUUAUCGUCCACCACGAUCAGCACAACAAAGAGCUCCACAACGACAUGUGUCGGGUCGGUAACCACGGUCACGCUUCCUGGCACAGCGUUAACGUGCACGGCUACCACGGUUACGGAAACGGCGCCUGAUUCCGCCGUCACUGCGCUUGGGUCGACAAUUACGGAAACUGCCCCGGGGGCGACGAGGACGGAAACGAUACCGGGGCCCACCGUUACAGAGACGGCGCCAGCGUCGACCGUUACGGCUCCGGCGUUUACCAUCACGGCUCCCGGUACAACCGUCACAACUCCAGGUCCGACCACGACGGUAACGGCGCCAGCGCCGGCUCAAAAGUGCAGCCAGCCUCUUGCAAACCCAGGAUUCGAGUCCUUGGCGCCGGCCCUUUAUCCCUGGACCUAUGUUAGUUCAGGUCCCAUGUGGGCGAUUGGACAGUCCAGAAGUGGACCCCCGUUCGCUGGCAGGCCGCAUUCGGGCAGCGUCGCUAUGUACAUCUCCGUCGACGGCAGCAGCGCCCCAAAAGGCUUUUUGCAACUCUACCAGCCCUUUGCUGCGUGCGGGAGCAGCACGCCUUACCGCCUACGCCUGUGGUAUGGGACCAACUCGGUGGGCCUUGCCAACACCAUCACGUUCCGGGCUUCCAUUUACACGACCUUAGUCGGCGAUCCGACUAGGGCGCCCAUCGUUGCCUACACCUCGACGCAGAUUGUGGAGGCCAACACGGGCAUAAAUUGGGCCUUGGUAAAGUUUAGUCCCUGGAUGUUAAAAUUCCUAGCAACAGGAGUUUUGCAUCUCGACAUUAGCACCACCCGCCGGAACUAUGGAAUUUGGUUGGAUGACAUCACGUUGUCCGCGUGACAUUUGGGCUUUAGUGAUGGAGGGGUCGUUUGGAUUAACGGCGAGUAUGUGAAGGGAGCGGGGCAGGAGAAAGUCAGAUAGGAAAUAGCUAGGCACUCAGGAAACCGGUAAAAAUAAACUGGUAACAGUGUAGC